ACAAUAACAAUAUAUACACUCUCGUGGGUGUGUACACAUUCUUGAAGAAAGUAACAUCAGGAUAAUCGACAAGGUGUAGCAAAAUGGCGGGCAGUGAAAUAACGGUCUGCAAAUUGAGGCGAUAUGACACCGGUCAGCCAUGGGGAUUUAAAAUGCAAGGAGGAUCCGAGGUCGGGAUCCCACUCCAGGUUGCUGAGGUAUCUCCCAAGAGUGUUGCCGGAAAAGCCGGUUUGCGGGACGGUGACUUGAUUUGCUACAUUAACAAAGCCUUCGUCGAAGACGUCACACAUCAACACGCCAGGAACGAGAUGAUCAGAGCAGGAAACGAUAUUGACAUGACCAUUAGAAGACCAGGAGGAGUUGGUCCGCAGACAGCCGCCCCUCCCCAAGAACAGGAAUCAGAAGAUGACAAAUACCGAGAUGUACAACCAAAAACAUAUCAAAUUUUACAGAAAGAACUGCCACACGCAGCAGCAGCAGGAGGCAGACCAGCUUCAAUAUUUGACAAGAAGAAAAAAGCCAGAUCUGAAUAUACAAAGACUGAUCAAUCUGGAUACACAAAAGCAUACGGACAAUCAUAAUGGAAGAUAAUGUACCAAAUUGGAACAGACAUUCAACAACAUAAACUGUAAAAUGUCUGUGACUUCUACUAAGUUCUAGCAUGUUUAGAAUAUAUAAAGAUUGUUAAAUCAAAGAAAGUAUGGAGUGUAAUUUACAUUCAAUUUGAUAAAAAAUUUUUACUAACUAUUUCAAUUUCACAGAGAGAUUAUUGCAAAAUUGUCUUAAAAAGGAUAAUUUGACUGUAAUAUACAAUAAACCGGAUAUACAGGUUCAUUUGCAUGGGCUUUUCUUCAAAAUGUUUGUAUAAAUAAUUUUGGUUUAAUUUUUGCAUACUAUUAUAUGUAUACAUAUUUAUUUUUCAAUUAUGAAAGAUUUAAAAAACAAUCAAUUAUUUUAAGUUUUAUAAACCAAAAAGAAAACGUUUAUUUAAGCUGAAUGGAAUAUAUAGAUUAAAGUGAUUUUUUUAAUCUAUCUUUGUUUCUUUCAAGAGGAAAAUAUAAUUUUGAAAUGUGAACAAAAAUGAACGUUUAAAGUGCUUCCAUAUUUUAUGUCAAAACUGUUUGUUUGGAGUAUAUCUGACAUAACAGUAGUAUCUAUACAUGCAGAAUAUAGCUUACAUAUUAAUCUGCAACCACUUUUAAACAAGACUAAUUGGAUAAUCUCUUUAAAUUGUAAACAAUACUGAAAAGCCGGACAAGGAUCUCACCAACAGAAUAUUCCUGCCAUAAAUAUGUAUAGAAAAAUAUGAAAAUCCUGCUAAAGCUCUAAGUACUUUAUUUUGCCUAUUUUUAACUUUUUUAUUCGAGCGUCACUGAUCAGUUUUCUAUAGAUGAAACUCACGUCAGGUGUACAAAAUUUAUAUAUCUAUGAAGAGUUUAUUGACUAUAUCAUGUAAAUUAUUAGAUAAUGGAUGGAACACUACUUGAACUUUGUAAUGAAUAUUUUUUUAAAAAGCUACAAUUUUAUGUACAAAAUACUUAUAUAUAUCAUUGCAUGUUAAUUUUUUUUUAUCAAACAAAAUCAAUCAAUCUUAUUAUCUUUCAGUAUUUUAUAUAUUCUUUUCUCUGUACAUAUUUAUUCCCUUGGCCUCUUAAAAGAGAAACAAUGUGUGUAGAGAGUCUAUUUAAUAAUAUUCAGUUUGUAAAAGCUUUAAUUGACCUACUGAUCCCAGGGUUAUGUGACUACACAAUGUUGUUAUUGUUUAUCAAUGUAUUUUGUUUUUGUUUAUAAUUAUUUAUUUUGUAUAAAUACAUUUAUGUAUAUUAUUGUGGUUGCUAAAAAUUUGCAUAUUAAAGCUAUAAUCAAAUAAUAA
Mytilus californianus (California mussel) is the source of this 1873-nucleotide messenger RNA. RefSeq names its product PDZ and LIM domain protein 4-like. Gene Ontology annotation, cellular component: stress fiber; adherens junction; filamentous actin. NCBI's taxonomy places the organism in Eukaryota, Metazoa, Mollusca, Bivalvia, Mytilida, Mytilidae. The coding region runs from base 84 to 581 and encodes 165 amino acids. Gene Ontology annotation, molecular function: muscle alpha-actinin binding; actin binding. The transcript is spliced from 4 exons. The record is from RefSeq and is a predicted model, not a curated record. Gene Ontology annotation, biological process: muscle structure development; actin cytoskeleton organization.